Bradysia coprophila is the source of this 1861-nucleotide messenger RNA. RefSeq names its product chaperonin containing TCP1 subunit 6 (gene CCT6). Gene Ontology annotation, molecular function: ATP-dependent protein folding chaperone; ATP hydrolysis activity; ATP binding. Gene Ontology annotation, biological process: protein folding. NCBI's taxonomy places the organism in Eukaryota, Metazoa, Arthropoda, Insecta, Diptera, Sciaridae. The record is from RefSeq and is a predicted model, not a curated record.
GUGACUUAUCGCCACAACUGUCAGAUUCUGUGACUCGUGAGUGAAUACACAACCUUCUUUCUCUCGAAUAUUCCAAAAUCUGAUUUCGUUUCAAUAAUUCUGCAAAAAGAUGGCUUCAAUAAGUUUACUCAAUCCGAAGGCAGAGUUUGCUCGUGCUGCACAAGCAUUGGCAAUAAAUAUCAGUGCGUCGAAAGGUCUUCAAGAUGUGAUGAAAACUAAUCUCGGCCCGAAGGGAACAAUGAAAAUGCUGGUCUCCGGUGCUGGUGACAUCAAGAUAACAAAAGACGGAAACGUUCUGUUGCACGAAAUGCAAAUUCAACAUCCAACUGCUUCGUUGAUUGCUCGUGCCAGUACUGCACAAGAUGAAACAACUGGCGAUGGAACUACGUCAACUGUUUUACUGAUUGGUGAAUUGUUGAAGCAAGCUGAUAUCUUCGUGACGGAAGGCCUUCAUCCACGUAUAUUGACCGAAGGUUUCGAUAUUGCUCGGAACAAAGCAUUGCAAAUUUUGGAUUCGAUGCGAUAUCCCGUUGAGAUUAACCGAAAAAAUCUCAUUGAUGUGGCCCGAACGUCGCUUCGUACGAAAGUGGACACCGAACUUACCGAUGUUUUAGCUGAUGCCUGUGUCGAUGCUGUUUUGGCCAUUUACAAAGACAAACCGGUCGAUCUCUAUAUGGUUGAAUUGAUGGAAAUGCAGCACAAAACCGCCCUCGAAACCCAAUUGAUCAAAGGUCUGGUACUGGACCAUGGCUGCCGGCAUCCGGAUAUGCCUCGUCAGUUGAAAAACGCUUACAUUCUGACGUGCAACGUUUCCAUGGAAUAUGAAAAGUCCGAAGUCAACUCUGGCUUCUUCUACAAAACGGCCGAGGAACGGGAAAAGUUCAUUUUGGCUGAGAGAGACUUCAUCGAUCAACGCGUCAAGAAAAUCAUCGAAUUGAAGCGGAAAUUGUGCGACGGUACGGACAAGACAUUUGUGGUUAUCAAUCAGAAAGGCAUCGAUCCAAUGUCCUUGGAUCAGUUGGCGAAAGAGGGAAUCAUGGCUUUGCGUCGUGCCAAGCGUCGUAACAUGGAACGAUUGGCGUUAGCUUGCGGUGGCACAGCAUUGAACUCGUUUGAUGACAUCGACGAAUCGUCUUUGGGCUAUGCCGGUUCAGUGUACGAGCACACAUUGGGUGAAACGAAGUACACCUUUGUCGAAGAGUGUAAGACUCCGAUGUCAGUGACCAUUUUGAUAAAGGGUGCCAACAAGCAUACCUUGGUGCAAAUAAAAGAUGCCAUCCGUGAUGGUCUACGCGCCAUUAACAAUACCAUUGACGAUAAGUGUCUUAUUCCCGGUGCCGGUGCAUUCGAAGUCCGAGCUUACAAUCAGUUGAUGAAGUACAAGGACGAAAUUAAGGGAAAAGUGCGUCUCGGAGUCCAAGCUUACGCCGAAGCCUUGUUGGUCAUACCGAAAACGUUGGCCGUCAAUUCGGGCUACGAUGUGCAGGACACAAUUGUGAAAUUGCAAGAGGAAGAUCGUCUGAAUCCGGAACCAAUUGGAUUGGAUUUGUCUACCGGCGAAGCAAUGAAACCGAUAGAUUUGGGCGUUUUCGAUAAUUAUAUUGUUAAGAAACAAAUCCUCAAUUCAUGUUCGAUCAUCGCCAGUAACCUGCUGCUUGUCGACGAAAUAAUGAGGGCUGGAAUGACUAGCCUGAAAGGAUAAUUUGUGGAAAUUUUGAAUAUUUUUUCCUUCAUUAAUUUUGUUUAAGUGCUUCUAACAAACUAAUCAUUUUCUUAAAAAAAAAAACAAUUAGCUCAUCGCUCACUACCCAGCCUAUGUACUUGCAUUCUUUUGUGAACAAAUAAAUCACGUUUUUGUCUA